AAAUACUCCGUCUUCGCUGGCUUCUCUUCUUCAACGCAAUCUCUGAUUUUCGUUCAUCUCUUGCUCCAAUAGAUCUCAUUUCUCCCUUCACCAAUUUUGAUUUUUUGCUUUUUGUUCCAUCCGAAGCUUUGUAAUCCUUUGAUUCUGUAUCCGAUUUCGUUCAGCCUCAGAUUCUUCCUUCUUUUUGGAGGGAAUUCAAAUUUAUCCGUCGUUGUUGAGAUUACAGAGGCGAUUCUUCCAUCCAGAGGUUUAUUUUCUUGUAAUUCUGUUUAUGUUCGCCAUGAGCGAUGUUGAGUUUUCGGGGUUGAUUCUUGAGUAAUAUGGAAUUGGCUGUUGCACGGAUUGAAAAUGAAUCUUUACAUUCGUCGGGAAACUUCGAAGCUUUUGAAGAGAGUCUCCGCAGAAACCACCACGGAGAUCAUCCUUCUCGGAGAGAAUUGGAAAUAUCUUCUCGGGGGACUCGUUUGUCAGUACAUACAUGGUCUAGCUGCUAGAGGAGUUCAUUAUAUACAUAGGCCUGGACCUGUACUUCAGGAUGUUGGCUUCUAUCUUCUUCCGGAGCUCGGACCCGACAAAGCUUAUCUCAGUGAAACUUUGUUUUCUUUCGUCUUUUUAUCCUUUUUCUUGUGGACUUUCCAUCCUUUCAUUCUCAAAACUAAAAAGAUCUACACAGUUCUGUUAUGGUGUAGGGUUCUAGCAUUUUUAGUUGCUUCUCAAAUUCUCCGAAUUCUUACAUUCUACUCGACCCAACUUCCAGGUCCAAACUACCAUUGCCGUGAGGGUUCAAAACUUGCCACGUUACCUCCCCCCAAAAGUAUCCUUGAAGUUUUCUUGAUAUUUCCGAGGGGUGUAUUGUAUGGUUGUGGAGACUUAAUUUUCUCAUCACACAUGAUCUUUACUCUUGUUUUUGUGCGCUCAUAUCAGAUAUAUGGUACUCAGAGGUUCAUAAAGCAGUUGGCCUGGUUGCUGGCUAUAGUUCAGAGCAUCUUAAUUGUAGCCUCACGGAAACAUUACACGGUUGAUGUGGUAGUAGCAUGGUAUACGGUGAACCUAGUUGUAUUCUUUGUCGAUAAGAAAUUGCCAGAACUGCCCGAUCGAACCAAUGUCGGUGUAUCUACAUUGUUACCAUUGAGCACGAAAGAUACCAAGACAAAAGACGAGAACCAUAAGCUCAUCAAUGGGAACCCCGGGGACUCUGCAGAUAGGAGGUCGAGAACUCAAGUAAAUGGCAAGAUUCUUGAAGAGGGAAAUGCGGUUCAAAUCAAUGCCUCUAUGAAUGGUGGUGCAUAGAGCAACAGUAAGUUUUUCAAAUGGGCCUGGAAAAGAGAUUUAUAUGAAACUGCUCAAUCUUAGAUUUAGGAGGGUUGAAUGAAUCUGGUUUGGAAUCUGUAUCUGGGAUUGUUGAUUUGAGUUAGUAGUUUUAACUCACAUUUGACCCCCACAAAAAAGAAAAAAGAGAAAGAAAGAGGAGUAAUUGAGUUAUGCUUCUUUGAAAAAA
Molecule: messenger RNA, 1498 nt
Organism: Cucurbita maxima (winter squash)
Lineage: Eukaryota; Viridiplantae; Streptophyta; Magnoliopsida; Cucurbitales; Cucurbitaceae
Product: phosphatidylinositol:ceramide inositolphosphotransferase 2-like
Exons: 12
Coding region: 349-1290 (313 amino acids)
Biological process (GO): ceramide biosynthetic process
Cellular component (GO): endoplasmic reticulum membrane; Golgi membrane; trans-Golgi network
Molecular function (GO): sphingomyelin synthase activity; inositol phosphoceramide synthase activity; ceramide cholinephosphotransferase activity
Source: RefSeq, a predicted model, not a curated record